AUGCCAAGGAAGAAAUCCACAACCAAAUCUGCCAAGGGCUCUACCGAGACAACGUCCAGUGAGACGGCCACUGAGACACCAUCAAACACAUUGAAUGACACCGCCACAUCAACAGCAGCCAAGAAGAAGGGUGAACCUGAGAAGGCCGUCCAGGACUCCUAUGAACCAACCCAGUUCUGGAACUUUGUCAACCACUCCCUUAAGGACGUCUGUAGCAGUGCUUUGAGAGUUGGAAAAACUUGUAUAGGUCAGCAACAAAAACUGUCCGAGUUCUUUCAGGUGAUUCUUGCUGAAGAAUUGAAGAUGUAUAGGCCGCCGGAGCCAUUCAAGGCUCCUUCUCUGGACUCUAUGGCUGUCACCAUUGGCUGGCAAAGCAAAAUUGACAGGGCAAUGGCCUUUUGA
Molecule: messenger RNA, 402 nt
Organism: Marasmius oreades (fairy-ring Marasmius)
Lineage: Eukaryota; Fungi; Basidiomycota; Agaricomycetes; Agaricales; Marasmiaceae
Exons: 2
Coding region: 1-402 (133 amino acids)
Source: RefSeq, a predicted model, not a curated record